This is a messenger RNA of Sander lucioperca (pikeperch), 8237 nucleotides long. RefSeq lists its product as uncharacterized. NCBI's taxonomy places the organism in Eukaryota, Metazoa, Chordata, Actinopteri, Perciformes, Percidae. Gene Ontology annotation, biological process: regulation of transcription by RNA polymerase II. Gene Ontology annotation, cellular component: nucleus. The transcript is spliced from 10 exons. The record is from RefSeq and is a predicted model, not a curated record. Bases 210 to 6881 code for a protein of 2223 amino acids. Gene Ontology annotation, molecular function: DNA-binding transcription factor activity, RNA polymerase II-specific; DNA binding.
CGCAUGUAAUAUUCUACUCUUUGUACCGUGGCGGCGGUACUUUAUUGGAAUGCAAUCUGAUUUAAUUGUGGAGCUCCGACUCCGCUAAACUCUUCUCCGGUGCAUGCUGGAUUAAUAACCGAGCCCCUUAACGUUUGCAGUAUCCAAUCAGCGCUGUCAAUGCAAGUGGUUGACCGUGGCGAUGCUACGAGCGAGGCUAGACAGGCAGUAUGGCGGAGGAGGGCAGUGUGUACGAGUUAGAGGGGCUCGAAAAACAAUUAGAGAGUUUGUUGACCCGCUACUCAAGUGAUGAAUUGCGAGCCAAUAGUAAACUGUUCUGCUCCGACUUUUGCAAGCUAGUGGAGGAGUAUGCCUCUCGCUGGCAGGUGCCGCUGCCUCAGCUCAGGAUCCUUGAGAUAGCUCUCUGCUAUUUCGCUCGAGCCUGCACCUUCUUUCCAUCAAACUGUGAUCAUGUGCUCCACACACUCAGUAGUCUGGCUUUGAGUCUUUUUGAGUUGCUGCUGUUCUUUGACCAGAAGGACUUCCACCAGGAGCCACUGAAACAGUUCACCGUUACAUUCCAGGAAUGUCACCAGUUGGCCCUUGGGAGGCUUCAGAAUGUCCACUUACUUCAGGUGGAGCGUUUGGUUCGGGGCGGCGGGCCCUGGGCCGUCCCAGCCCUACAGGCAAUCCUCAGUGAGUCCAAUUUACCUCAGAGUGAAGUGGAUGGGUGCAUCAGCUCCGAGAUGCCGGUGUUCUUUGAGCUCCGGGUGCACUACCUGUUAUCCUGUGAGCGGGUCAGUGAGGCUAUGGCCCUGGCUAAGUGUUGUGCUCGGAAUCCCACAGCAGGACAACACUUGUUUUUCCUCCAGGUCUACCUCACGUGGCUUUUCAAAACUUCACAGCAUGACCUCCUACAUAAAGAGGUGGCUGAAUUAAAUGGUAAAGAUGCGAUUCACAUCAUCUGCAGUUUGGAGUGUGAGGAAAAGGACGAGUUGCUACUCGCCCUCAGUAGAGCCUUCCUCUCCCAGCAGCUUCGCAGGGGAGACAUGUACUAUUUGUGUGAUCUUGUCUUCAUAUGGAGUAAACUUCAUAGUCGGUUGAAUACAUCCAAGAACGCUCUCCUUGGGGAGAGUCAUCAGCUGAUGCUGUCUGCGACCAAUGUCAACUCAAUCUUCCCAUUCAUCAGAGCCAUAUUGCAAGAGCUGGGUGAAGAUGGUAUCCAGUUCUGCGUGGAGCUUUGUGCCAAUGCUCUGGGGUCUUGCCUUCCCUGCGACGUCAUCACAAAGUCCCUAAUCUACAAAACGAUAGCCGGCCUGCUACCCAAUGACCUGGAGGUUUGCCGGGCAUGUGCUCUUCUCGUCUUCUUCCUCGAACGCACUGUCGAGGCCUACAAGAUGGUGUACCUUCUUUACAUGCAUCCUGAUCAGGAGUACCACGUGGAGUACAGCCCCAUCAGAAAUCACGUUCGCUUUGAAACCCUGCAGGUCUUGAAGAAGGACUUGUAUUUUGACCCAGAGUUUUGGAACCUCAUUGCUUUGCGGACCAACUGUUUGAAGCUGAUGAGUGAGAAGGUGGUCAGUGGGGCCCUAGAAGAAAUCAUGGAGGACAAAUGGAUCCCGAGCUACUGCACCAAAGAAGCUGCUUCCCGAUUAAGCACGGCAGCAUGUCAGAAAGGAAGUAAGGAGACGGCAGCUAAAAAGCGGCACCAUAAAGAGGACAGACAUCAUAAAAAGGAUACUGACACUGCAUCCAAGAGAUUAAAGAUGGGUCCAGGCAAAACGCGGCCUAAUGUUGACCACACUGUAAAGAAGAAAGGCAACCGAGGGUCAUCAUCAUCAGCUGAACCUUUGAGGCGUUCAUUUUGGCAGCUAGACAGGCUACAGGACAAUGUAGCCGUUAGGCAUGGGGAACUUAAACGCACGACACGACUCUCGGAGAAGAACCCACCGAAACGGAGGAUUAGAAAACCCAAGUGGCUUCUGGAGGACUCAGGAAAUCUUGGAGAGAAUAAUGUUCUUCCGAAGAUGAAAAAGCAUGGGUUGAAACAUCAAAAGCACCACGGAUCCUCUGUCGUAAAGAGGUCUGAAACGGGUGAGCUUAAGAACAAUGCAAAACACAAACCUUCAGUAAACUCUCAUUUAAUGGCAAGGAAAAACAACCGCAAGCACCAGAAAGGGUUUUUGCUGGGCCCUCUAAAACCAGCCACCCCGCCACAAGUAAUUCUUGAGCUCUCCCUACCAGACAAUGAACUGAUGGGAACGUUUACCGAGGACACUUUGAACAGACAGAGAGGUUUACCUCAAGUGCUUCUUUACAGACCUACGGUGAAGGUUCCUGCCGCAUCACAACCCGUGAAGACUGUGCAGCGCAAAGAGGUGAUUCUUAGAGCGCGGGAUGCAGCUAUGUUUGUACAACAGUUGCACUGUUAUGCUCGGCGGCAGAAAGGAAAAGGUAAUAGGCUGAACGUUCAAGGCUCGGUAUCAACAAUCACACGCUCCUCUGUGCAAGGAAGUCCUCCAAAAGAUCCACACAGAAAGCUCUGUAAAAAGCCUGCCGCUGAGAUGAAAGGUGGAAUUACCUCUCGGACACCGGCAGCUGAAGUUACACAAUCCCCAGCUUUAGAAACAGUCCUUCAAGUUCAAACUAAAAAAACUGUCUCACGAAAGACAUUUUCAGGCGGAGAGCUCUCCAAACAGUCUGCUGCAGAGAUGGAAGCUACCAGUGCGUCAAAGACAUUAGCAGCAACUGAAGCUUCAGCAGAAAAACUCUGUGAAGAGUCUGCUGUUGAGAUGAAAGUCAUUAUUGCCUCAAAAGCGGCUAAAGUGACUCAAUCCCCAGGUUUAGAUAAGGUCUCCAAAGAUCAAACCGUUAAAGACACUUCAAAAACCACAACUUCAGCUGCGGACAACAGUCAGAUGGUAGUUACUGAUAACAUCCCUCCAGUCUCAAUUAUGGCCAACAUUUCAAACGUUGGAUCUUUUGAGCCCACAUCCUCGCAGUCUCAAGAUGUUCUUAGAGAUAGAAAACAAGAUCUGAAGUCACUCUCUUCUCAGGCUGAAACAGGCAGAAAUUUUGUAGCCCAAGAUAAAGCAGACAUCCCAGAAGUGCUCAACAUUUCUGAGGUGGACGUCACAGAUGUUUUCCCCAAACUCUCAAAAGGAUAUAUGCCUUGUGAAAAUGACCCAAGCGGAGGAACAGUGGUCACUACUAAUACACCUACAGAUCAGGACAGUAUAAAUAACAUAUCUGCUCUGACAUUAGUAACAGAAAUGGUUACUGAACUUGCACCUGCGGCAGUUGAUCUGGAGAAUCACAAACGGCCGGCUCCAGAGGACAGUUCCUCCAAGGAGUCAACAGCUGGAAGUAAGUCAACAACUGCAAGUAAGUCAAGAGCUGGAAGGAAAUCUACAGCUGGAAAUUCCUCGCAAGUUCCUCACAGAUUGCGCACUGCAUCCAGCUGCUCUGUAGUUGCUGAUGUGCAAGGGAAGGAAGAGGGAACUCAGGAUAUUGGUCCAGAAACACCUGAGAACAGUAAACUACUAGAAUCUGAGGAAUCCAAGUUGGAGUACUGUUGUACAUUCUGUAACAAGGUCUUUAAGGGAAGUCGGGUUGUGGCACAUGCUAUGUUCCAUUAUCGUAAAGAUGAGUGCAUGUUCUGUAGGACGAUGUUCAAAGAUGACCUCCUGGCCAUGAUGCACCUUUCUGACCAUAUUGAGAAGCUAAAGAGGAGCAAAGAGUCAGCUGGUAAUACCCAAGAAAACUGGGUCUCUGAGACCAAAGAUAUCGCCACACCUAAGACCUCUGCCAAAGCUAAGACCACAAACGUGUCUUCUGGGGGCCGUAGCAGUGGGAGAACAAGGCAGCCUGCUACUGACGGUCUUAAAUUAAUAAGCCUUCCAGAUUCAACACCAUCUGGCUCCAGAAAGUUAAGAUCCAAUGACAAGCCAGUGGAUCGUCAAUCUUUACAUGAAAAGAAACAAAACGUGUCAAAGCACCUUAAUAAUAAAUCUCCUGUUCACAAGGUAAAUGGGCAUAUUGGCAAGAAGAAAAGGCUCGGCAGACCGAAAAAGGACACCGUGAACUCGGAAGCUAAGCAGCCACUUGCACAGGAGGAGCUCUCUCAAGUAAGAUCAAAUGAUGAAGCUGAGAAUCCCAGGUUGCAAAAAAAAACAGAUAUAGAGAUGGAUUCCUCUGCAACAUCAGUACAUGUAGACAAAACGUUGGGCUGUUUCACUGAAGAUAAAAUGAAGGAGACCAAAUCUCUGCAGGUCCUGAAGACGGCCACGAAACACAGUGGGAAAGUUGUCGAGGAGAAAAAUGUAGAGCCACAAGAGAGAGUCUGCUGUCCUGUGGAGGGUUGCGCUUGGAUUACAGACCUGUCGAAAAACCGCGUUGCACUCCUCUACCAUGCUCUUGAAGAUCACUACGGCGAAGUCAAACCUUUAGAACUGGCGUUCCGUGUGGGAAACAGCAAAUGUAGUAGUUGCAUGAGGGUUAUGUGGAGUUUCGAUCAUUUUCAGCACCACGUUGAAAGACACAGACUCACUCCGCGGCAUCCCUGCCUUCAUCAGGGUUGUACUGCCCGGUUCAAAACUGGAAUGGAAAUGAGACGCCACGCCAGGAGGCACAGUCCGCUGCAGGCAGUGUGCUGCCGCCCUGGUUGUUCUCAACUAUUUAUUUGUCUCUGGGCACUGAACCUCCAUGAAAGAGAGCACUAUGCUUCCCAACCCACUAAACCAGACAAGAACACAAAUCGGCAAACGGGUGACAAACAUGAUAACACGCCAGGUGCUAAGAAACAACCGGAUCAUAGGCCGCAAGAUGCAACUGCUACCACUACUGUAAAUAAGAGCGUGAGUGUAAAGGCUGCUCAUAAAUUAAGAGAAGAAGCGUUGCAUAACUCGUCAACUGGGAAACCUGUUCAGGCUCCUUCUCCCACCACUGUCAGUGGAUCACUUCUGUUGAAAGAGAGAAAUGCGACCAAGGAUUCACACGUCUUAAAGAAUCUUUCUAACAAGGACACCUCCACACAGCCCACUGGCCCUAAUCUGAGAUUAAGGCAAACGUUAAGAAAAGAUAAAGUAACAAAUACAACGGAAAGUCACAAAGUCAUCUCAUCGUCGUUGUUAAAACACAAUAUCAAAGUAAGGCAUAAGUUGAAGAAAAAACAGGUCAAAGUAAACACCAAAGGUCCUAAGAGAAGAGGGCGUCCUCCUAAGUCAAAGGAAGCUGUGCACGAUGAAAACACUACUACUGGUCAAAACAAUCCAGCGGUCAUAGACAAAACGGCUCCACUUGCGAGCCCCACUAAAGCAGCAGAGACCUCGAAUGUGAGCAACGAGUCAAAAGAAGAAGAAAAGAGCCAGCCGGUCCAAGAUGGAGUCAAAAGUACGGAAACGUCAAUCAGUGAAUCAAAGUCUAAGAAAUCAACGAUCAAGCAGAUGAAGAAGAAAUUUGUCAAACAAAAGGGCAUUUCUCAUACCUCCACAGCUAUUGUGACCGCUAACAGCUUAAAUCAAUCAAUCAGCACCACCUCAGCAGACAACACACACAAGUCGACAGCUGACAAAAUGAAGAAGCUGCAUAAAGUGAAAAAACGCUCCGCUCCUAAAGAGAACAGCAGUCAGACUGCUUCUUCAGACUCCAGCAAGUCAAAAAAGCACAAGGUUACAAAUGGCAAAGCCACCGCAAAGAUUGUUAAGAAAAAAUGUCCCCUCAAAGAACCAGAAUCUGUCUGGAAAAAGCCUGCCAAGUCCAUAUCUGAUGUCCAGCAAGUUGAGGCCAAAGCAUCAGCGGGAGCAGAAAGUUGUGCUGAUGAGGAGGGAAAAGUGAACACAGAAAACACAGACUCAACACAAAGCCGCUCUGGUAAAUCUGUGUGUGCUGUCCCGGCUAACAGUUUAAAUGUGACACCACGCACCACCUCGGAGAAAACGCAGAAGGUAACAAAAGAAGAAAAAUUGAAGAAAUCACAUGUGAAAAAAGAAGGAAAGAAAGAAAAGAGUAGUCAUAGUGCUUCUUCAGACUCGGGCAAGACUAAUAAGAAGAACAAAUAUAUCAAUAAAAAAGGGGACAUGAAAACGCUCAAGGAAAGGCGGCCGUGUAAAGAUGCAAGCACAACCUCUGCCUUGAAAAAGAAAGCCAAGUCUAAAUCAGUAGAGCAACAGGUUGAGGCUAAAGCAGCAGCAAAAGAAAGCUCGCCUGACGUGGAAGGAAAAGCAAAAGAAGGACCAACGGAUGCAACGCAUGACGGCUCUGGCUCUAUCACCCCUGCCGCCAAAUCCGAGAAACCUCACGUCGCGAAAAUCUCAGACACCAGCAAGGCAAAUAAGAAGCGCAAGCAUGUUCAUAAAGAAGGUGACACAAAGAUUGUCAGGAAGAAAUGCAAAGGCCAGGGUGCUUCAUCAGCAUCUAGGAAGCCUGCAAAGUCCCAAACUAAAAUCCAACCGCUCGCUGAGGGGAAAGCCGAGGCAGUGGGGAGCGCUGUGGGCGAGGAGGGAGAAACUUUAGAGGAAACGCCACAUUCUACAAUUAGCAGGGCUGGUUACGCUGUAGUGACGAACGGACAAGCGACAAGAGAGGAUGUUGAAUCUACAGUGUUUAAGAGCGCUCUGGAAGAGUAUAGUAAGAGGCCAUUCAUGCGCCUGCCGCCUACAGCGUACUUGGAUGAGAAGUACAUUACCAUGCCAAAACGAAGGAAGGCGCUGUCGUUUUUCCAGUCGUCUCCGAGAAGCCCCCCCUCUCCUCAGCAGACCUACGUUGCGACGGCUCGGCAGAGACAACGAUGCGCCAACUGUUUUGCUACUUUCAACAGUGCCGAGGAUCUACAGAGUCAUCUCCAACUGCAGAAGUGCUCAAACAUCUUUGGAUUUGACUCUGAUGACGAGGGCAACAGUUGAACAUGUCUAAUAAAGUCUAAGUGAAUUGACAUUUUGGAUGCGUAAUACACUGACCUGCGUGGAGCCCACCGGAGGAAUCCUAACUCGACAGAUCAAUGCUCGCUGGAUGACUUGUUCAUUGCUGUGGGCAACGACUCGGGCAUCUGGAGCCUGAGAACUGAAAAGGGAUACCUGACUUUGACUGCAGCACGUGCCUGUAGGAGCGGUCAGGACACACGAAACAGCCGAUCGACAAAAGACAACUGAACUGAAUCCCAGUCAGACCGUUGGCAGAACAGCUAGUACUGAAGUGCCUGCUCUGGAAGCGCCGUGCCGUUUCCAGCUGCUUCACCUGGUAUGGAGAUUAAGAACUGUGGCUUAAAGACUGGACUCUUGAAAGCUGUGAAAAAAAAAACACUCGAGCCAGACGACAAGGCUGCUCCUGCUAUCACUAGGAUACAUAUUUUUUCACAUCAGUAAGCCAUAUAUUGCCAUUAUUUGCUUUUUGCACUGUUCUCAUACGAUUUAUCAAUUUCUUUCUGCUUAAACUCUCCAAGUGACGGGGAUUGUGAAAUGAAUGAAGCAUCUUACAAGUCAUGCUAUUUUAACAUCCUGAGGUUGCAUAUACUUUUCUUACAUUUGCAAAGUUGCAAGAUUGCUGUAUCAGAGUCUUCUUUGGGAAAAUAUUAUGUCUAACUCUUGUUUAAAUACUAAUUGUAUUUCUUAUAUCCCUAUGGGGUUGAUUAUGUACGUGCUUGUCCUCACCAUGAGUAACCAGUAGGGGGCAGUGUGCACCAAUCUAUUUAGGUUAACAGAUUUUUUUUUUUUUUUUUUUUCCCUCUUGCAAAACAUAAGAUAUUAUUUUCUCUGUUUUGCAACAGAAGGAUUUCUACAUACAAAGCUGCUCCACUGUAUUUUAUCACUGGAUGGACUCAAGAAAUGGCUUCACUUCCUGCUACCCACCACAAAAUGUGCCAGUAUCCCGCUGAUAUUUUGCUGGGUUCUGUCACUGAUCAUGUUCUGUUAAUUAUUUGCUGUCAGUGGAGCAGCUGACAUCCUUGCUUAUAUUUUCUCACUUAAAACAUAGAUUUUAUCUACUGAACUGUCCAAGACCAUAGAAACAUUGUGAUUUCUCUUUUAGGUUGAAUGUUCUUUCCUUCAAAGAGAAAGUCAUAAACAACCACAGUUUCUAAGUGUUACCAGGAGACCUCAUCAAGUCUUUCAUGAUCAGCGGCAGGUUAUAUUUAUUUAAGUUUUUUUUUUUUAAUCUUUUUGUAAAUAUAUGAAGAGUUUCAGUGGCUUAUUAUAAAAGGGGAUGUUGGAGCUGGGUUUAUAUUUUGUUCUUGAAGUAAAAAAUAAAACUUCUUUCGAAUGGCA